Sphenostylis stenocarpa is the source of this 1344-nucleotide messenger RNA. Lineage: Eukaryota; Viridiplantae; Streptophyta; Magnoliopsida; Fabales; Fabaceae. The record is from the annotation of a GenBank genome assembly.
AUGGCAGCCUCAGUGCCAACAGUUGGAGCCGUUAACUUAGCACCGUUGAAACUGAAUGGCUCUAGCAGUGGAGUGACAUGCUCGGCAUUCUUUGGAACCAGUUUGAAGAAAAUCAUUUCUCUGAGUUCUAGCCAGAAGAGUGUGUGUGGGAAUUUCAAGAUGACCAGCAGGAUAUCACUAGAGGGAAGGGAAUGGUGGACUCUCUUCCAAGCUCCCAUGGAAAGUGGCACUCACUAUGCUGUCAUGAGUUCCUAUGAAUACAUCAGUGCUGGUCUUCGCCAGUACAAUUUGGACAACACCAUGGAUGGCUUCUAUAUUGCUCCUGCAUUUAUGGACAAAAUUGUUGUUCACAUCACCAAGAACUUUUUAACCUUGCCUAAUAUCAAGGUUCCUCUUAUUUUGGGUAUUUGGGGAGGCAAAGGUCAGGGGAAAUCAUUCCAAUGUGAGCUUGUCUUUGCCAAGAUGGGAAUCAACCCCAUAAUGAUGAGUGCUGGAGAAUUGGAGAGUGGAAAUGCUGGAGAGCCUGCAAAGUUGAUUAGGCAAAGGUACCGUGAGGCAGCAGACAUUAUCAGAAAAGGAAAGAUGUGCUGUCUCUUCAUCAAUGAUCUUGAUGCUGGAGCUGGUAGGCUUGGUGGAACCACACAGUACACAGUCAACAACCAGAUGGUGAAUGCAACACUCAUGAACAUUGCUGACAACCCAACCAAUGUCCAACUUCCUGGCAUGUACAACAAGGAGGAGAAUCCCCGUGUUCCAAUCAUAGUCACUGGCAAUGACUUCUCAACAUUGUAUGCUCCUCUCAUUCGUGAUGGACGUAUGGAGAAAUUCUAUUGGGCACCUACUCGAGAUGACAGGAUUGGUGUCUGCCAAGGCAUUUUCAGAACAGAUGGUGUCCCAAAGGAGGACAUUGUCAAGCUUGUUGACACCUUCCCUGGACAAUCUAUUGACUUCUUUGGUGCCUUGAGGGCCAGAGUGUAUGACGAUGAAGUAAGAAAGUGGAUUUGUGGUGUGGGGGUGGAGAAUAUUGGGAAAAGACUGGUGAAUUCAAAGGAGGGACCUCCAACUUUUGAGCAACCAAAGAUGUCUCUUAGCAAGCUCCUUGAGUAUGGAAACAUGCUUGUUCAAGAGCAAGAGAAUGUGAAGAGAGUUCAAUUGGCUGACAAAUACCUCAAUGAGGCUGCACUUGGAGAUGCAAAUGAAGAUGCCAUGAAGACUGGAAACUUCUAUGGACAAGGAGCUCAGCAAGUUCAUGUUCCUGUUCCUGAAGGUUGCACUGACCCUGCUGCACAAAACUAUGAUCCAACAGCCAGAAGUGAUGAUGGAAGUUGCACAUACACAUUUUAG